AUGGCGUCGAGAACCGGCAACACAAAGGAUCCAAUCGUUGAAGAAGAUUCUUUCCAUCGUUCCAAAUCGGAUCCAGAACCAUCUCACGGUCCUGGAACUUCUCCACACGAACGAUUUCUCAAACGCGGCGGAAAGCGACUCGAAUUGCUCUUCGAAGACUGCGUCCGGUGGUGCGUGAGUUAUCUCGAAGCCGUACCGUGGACGGAGGAAGAAGAAAUUGGAGUCGUAAACCUAAUUCCUUUUCUGAGCGAAGAAGAAUCGAAAGAACUCGUAGCUAGGGUUUCACCUGUAGGAGAAAACGCAUGCGAGGAUUAUUGA
Molecule: messenger RNA, 318 nt
Organism: Vicia faba (fava bean)
Lineage: Eukaryota; Viridiplantae; Streptophyta; Magnoliopsida; Fabales; Fabaceae
Source: the annotation of a GenBank genome assembly